CUGUAUCUCGAAAAAUCUGUCCCUAUAGUGCAGCGCGUAACGCUCAUUUCGGGUUAUCACUUUCAGCUGAAAUACUGACUAAAUAUGAUAGUUAGUAAAUACUGAUUGAACAUUUCGUAAAUAAAGUAUGGCUAAAUAAUUGAAAUAGUGCCAUUGUACUAAAACACGAAAUGCUCCCACCUUGUAUCUCAUGCGUUCGCUUUCAUACAGUAAUCUUGUGCACAGUCUGUCAUUGUGUGCGUAUGCGACGGAUUGUAUUCGUAAACUCAAGUUGGAAAAUCGGGAGCAUCCAACUUUUUACAAACAAAAUCCGCAGUUUAUCCACAUCCUUCGCAUCGAUUUAAGUACAAACAUUCCAAUCAGUCAACAGUGUGUGUCUGUGGGUUGAACAUGGAGUCUAAUUUAAACAAAGUGCUGAGCAUGAAUCGCCAACAACUCAGCGGUCAGCUGUACAAGUACACAAACGUAGUGAAAGGCUGGCAGUACCGGUGGUUCAGUGUGGACGCACAGGGUGGGCUGCUUAGCUACUAUCUGUGCGAACCGGCCGCAGAAGAUCCAAAUACCCACAUCGUCGGUAGCGCUCCCCGCGGACAGGUACACCUAGCCGGAGCAGUGAUCUGUCCGAGCGAUGAAGACUCGAAAACUUUCACCGUAAACUGCGCCUCCGGAGACAUGCUGAAGCUGCGGGCCGUAGACGCGCGUGCUCGCCAAGAGUGGGUGGAUGGGUUGCGGGCCGUUGUCGAAAGCCAUUCGAAUUCGACCGGAACCGCUCUUCCUCCGCGCGAUCAGCUGGCAGCACACGAUGCGUUCGGUGCGGCCAGACAACAGCUUCAGCAGACAGAACUGAGCAAUGCGGCUCUCGCGCGUGCCAUCGAGAAUUUGAACGGUCCGCUCUCGAACACCGAUCCGGAUCUGCUGAUGGUAAAGGCACUGUCCGCCGCUAGCACACACUGUUUGCUACAGUGUUUGGGUUUAUUGCAAAGGCAUCAAGAGUUAGUGCCCGAUCCGCGACUGGAGCAAAGUUUCUAGCCAAAGCGCCCCUUGUCCCGUGAUGGGUGUAAUAGAAAUUCGUACUAAAAAGCAGCACACGGCUAAUUAGCAGUUAACGGAGGCAAAAAAGCAAUGUCGGAGGCUCUGCAUUUGCCCUUCCGUUGCAUGUUCUCGUAUGCAUUGUCCAAGUUGAUGAUAACGGACAAUAGAAUUCGUGUAUGAAACAGUUGGAUUACUUCUAAUCGUAUAGUAGUUAAUCUCGAAUAUCGAUGUAUUGAACAUUAACUAGAGAAAAUAGAGGCGAAUAAUUGUGCAAUGAUUUAACACAUUGCGGUUACUCCGCAAAAUAAAAGUCUAACUUCGUCAGCAGCA
Molecule: messenger RNA, 1362 nt
Organism: Anopheles stephensi (Asian malaria mosquito)
Lineage: Eukaryota; Metazoa; Arthropoda; Insecta; Diptera; Culicidae
Product: oxysterol-binding protein-related protein 11
Exons: 2
Coding region: 391-1029 (212 amino acids)
Source: RefSeq, a predicted model, not a curated record